AUGGCUGCCGCAGCACCAUCAGCCCUGGCCAGUUCUGUGGAGAAGACAAAUGGAGCCAAGCUCAGCAGGCUUCUCAUCGACGGUGGAACAACAGUUCUUAGAAAGAUUUUUGAUGGUCAUCAUCCUCCUGCAAACUUGAUUACUGACUUAAAUGCUUAUUACCCCAUUCUUAAUAAUCUCUUACGUCGUCGAGUUCUGAAUGGCCAUCAGUGGGACAAACUAUUCCCACCUGGUGGAGUCCCUCCAGACUCCAACACCUUUGACAUCACUCUUUUGUUUCUUCUUCUGACCAACAUUUGUGGACUAACCGCUCCCCCCUCAGGAUGGCACACUAAACCACCCUCAAGUGACACGUCUCAUGAGGCUAACCUUACACGGGUUAAGUUCUAUCGCAAUAUCUUGUAUGGUCAUGUGACAACCACUGAUGUUGAUACACCAACUUUCUCUGCUCUGUGGACUGAAAUUAGUGGUGUUCUUGUGAGUCUUGGUCUCGAUCAGGCGGAAGUUGAUAGGUUGAAGGCAGAGAAAGGUGGAGAGCAAGAUUAUAUUGACGUGUUGAUUGAGUGGGCUGUUAGUGAAGAGGAUAUCAAGUCACAGUUGAAGGCCUUGAAGAACAUUGAACAGUCUCAGACACAAUCUCAACAGGCCAUAGAAGACAUUGCAGUGAGUCUUCAAGAAGUAAGGCAGGCGGUCGAAGAGUUAAGACAACAAAGAGACGAGGAAAAAGAUGCAGUCCUCCAGAAACUUGCCAGGUCAGAAUUCAGAGGGGACAUUGAUUAUUACGUUCAACGAUUCCAAGCAGAUACGCGUGAGUGGGUAUUUGACAGAGUUCAGAACUGGCUGGACGAUACAAGCUCUCAAAACCGUGUGAUGGUGAUCAGUGGAAAUGCAGGAAUGGGAAAAUCUGUCAUCGCAGCUGUGAUUUGCAAGAGAAUGCAAGAUGCCGGCAGGCUCUCGGGAAGUCACUUUUGUCAAUACAACAAUGUACGUUAUCGUAAGCCGCAGUUAAUGAUUCAGUCUUUGGCUUGUCACUUGUCCCAUGCCCUUCCAAAGUACAGGGAAGCUCUUGUAGAACAGUUAACAAGAAACCAGGGUGCAGAUGAUCUCAACAACAUUAAUGUGGAGGAACUGUUUGCAUUGCUUUUCAAGGAACCUCUUAGUCUUGUUAGCGAUCCCGGACGAAACAUGCUGAUGGUGAUAGAUGGUCUAGAUGAAAGUGAAUAUCAAGGGCGAAAUGAGCUUCUUGAGGUAAUUGCAAACCAGUUUUGCAAACUUCCACCCUGGAUUCGUUUUCUUGUUACAACUCGCCCAGCUACGAACAUUGCAGAGAAAUUGAAACAUUUAAAGCCAUUUGAGUUACAGUCUAAUGACGAAAGGAAUCUAGAGGACAUCAGAAUAUAUUUAGAACGAAAGGUAGGAUACCUGUUUAAACCAGAGGAUAAAGACGAACUUGUGGAGAAACUUGUUUUAAAAUGCGAGGGACUGAUACUGUAUGCUCAUUUUCUCGUUUUGUUUCUCACUGAAAAUAAGUCAGUUCUUAGUCAGGAGGAGCUUGAUGACAGUUUGCCGUUGGGAAUUUCUGAAGUCUAUCAUUCUUAUUUCAAACGCCUGGAAAAUGAACUUAUGAGGGAACUUGACAUGAAGGAAGAAACAUUCCUCAAUUUGCUUGCUGCCAUUACUGCUUCAAGAGAACCCUUACCAAUUGCUUUUGUUUCUAGGAUAUUGGUACCAAGAACUAAUUCAACACUUGCCAAACGUAAGGUACGAAGAGCCUUGGGCAGUGUGUCCGCACUUCUCCCCAUCCGCGAUGAUUGUCUCCAUGUCAUUCACAAGUCAGUUAAAGACUGGUUGACUGACACCUCAUGUUACGGAGAGCAUGAGUACGCCAUGGAUGAGAAUGACGGACAUCGUAUACUAGCCGACCUCUGUUCUGAAGAACUUGAUAAACUAAAAGAGAAAAGCCUAGAAGACGUGAAUUUUAGCGCUACCGACCGUUACGCACUUUAUCAUGGUGCUCGUCACAUGUUGCACUUGGGCGUUGACAUCAAGGCUCGUGCGCUUGAUGACUUGAUAGCGACCUAUUUGACAGAUUUACAGUUAGUGUAUGCCAAAACCUGUCUACAUAGCACAACAGCCGCGGAAGACCUUCUUUGGCUUCAAAAGCGAAAGAUAACUAUAGUGCUAUCACAAGAGAGGAGAUGUAUCUUGGACACCCUGUUAUUUUUGUUAAGAAAGUACCUUCACAGAUUUCCCUUUCGUCUACACAUUUUUUUACAAACCAUGCUGAACCAAGGAGGAAACGUGUUGUCCUGUCAGGCAAUGAGUCUCUUUCAUAACAAGUAUCCUAAAAUACCAUAUAUGGAGGAUGUUCAUAAGACGACGCAGCGUAGUGGUGUUGUGGCUCGAUUUUUAUGUUCAUCUUUGGUGGUCUGUUUGGAUGUCUCACCACAGCUAGAUUAUAUGGUGUGCGAGUGUUCAGAUGGUAUGCUUCAGCUGUGGUCUCUUCAGACAGGUAGACUUGUGUGGAUUCGUCCAGCCAAAGUAACAAAGAAUCUUGUUAUGUUCAUGUUUCCGGCUUAUAGAAAGCUGUCGUCCUCAAAUGUUCUUUCGCUUUAUCGCUCUGUGGUUUUCCACCCUACUAAAGACUGUUUUACCCGGAAUCCUCAGUGACGCUUAUACUAUUGACGGUAAAUUAAAACCGCUUUUUCCAAAAAGUGAAUGCUGCUUCACUGUUUGUUCAGUUUCCAGAGACAAGACCGCGUUACUGACUAACUGUCUUGAUAACACUAAACGCCUUGUCUUGUGGAGUUUGGAAAAUGGCUCAGAGAUUUCUAGGUUUACGAGUGAUCAAGAUAUCUUAUCGUUUGCCUGGUCUCAUGAUGAAAGGCUUCUUGCAGUUUCCCAUUCCACGGGCAUGAUUUGUUUGGUCGAUGCGAUGGAUGGUUUCAAAUCUCUGGCACGGACAACUACCCCAGAGAUUUGUGGAAUGUUGAAGUUUUCGCCUGAUCGUCGAUUCCUAUUUUGUUGGCAUUGGACCAACAAAAUAGUAGAAAAUAGAACAACCCAAGAGCUUCGCUCGUACUGUCUGAGGGUCAGUGGGGAGACCUAUCAAACAUUUGGUUUAGAUGUUUUUUCCGAUGAAGUGUCUUACAGUCACAGGGAAUUCGGGUCUUGUAGUGACCGCGGAUUUUCUUUGGGAGACCUUGUUUUCUCAGAUGAAGCUUCCAGCAUUAAUUUUGUUCUUAACGAAGAAAGUCUGUUGCGGUGCGAGUGGAGGGAAAUAGAAAUGGUGAAUACCAAUAACCUUACUCCCAAUAAUCAAGGCAAAGUGACUGGGAUUGCCUUCAGUUCAGAUGGCAAGUUUGUUUAUGUUAUGAGUGACACGUUGGUUAUCUCUUGGAGCAUGACAAGUGGAAAGCUUGAAGAGAAGAACAACUUCGAGAGUGCAAGGCCUUUUUGUUUGGUUGCUGUGAGAGGAGGUGUUCUAAUUACAAAGGGAGGUGGCGCUUUAGAGUUGUGGGAUGAUCACCUGUCUGAGUGCCUCAAAAGAUGGAACAACCUGCCUGGAAUCAAACAUGUGAUUCCAUUAUUGGACAAUCGAGUAGCAUUCGUAAGAGAGUGUGGAGUAGAAGUCUUGGACACCAGCAGUGGAGAAAUGAUGUCAAUCAUCCCACUAUUGCACGGAAUAACUCGAGUUAUUACAUGCAACAGUAGAUGUCAGUUGUUGACCAGUAGUGCCUCUGAUUCCCUUCAGCUGGUGGAUAACAUGGCAGUUGUUUGGAAAAAGGAGUACAGUCCGGCGUCCUAUGUUACUGUAAGAGGUGCGGUGUUUUCCCCUACCGAAAAGUUUCUUGUCCUGUGGACAAAUGAGCCCACCUACGUACUGGAUGCUGUUUCAGGACGCACGUGCUGUACGUUGCCUAUUAUGGGCUUAGAAAUACCUGUGGAUGGUUGUAAGUUUGUCAGCGACGAGGAGUGUGUCAUUGCUGUUGAUCUUCCUUGUUCUGUUCAACUUUUUAACGUCAAGUCUGGCGCCCUUCUCAGUGUAAUUGACGUCGAAGGUAAAGUGGCCUGUUUGACAGCACGUCCACAACUUUUCGCUAUUGGCCUGGAGAAUUCUUCGCCAAGUUUCAAAGUCUUCAAGGUGCAUUUGCCGCACAAUUAG
Messenger RNA from Porites evermanni, 4165 nucleotides. The record is from the annotation of a GenBank genome assembly. Lineage: Eukaryota; Metazoa; Cnidaria; Anthozoa; Scleractinia; Poritidae.